Molecule: messenger RNA, 1922 nt
Organism: Paramecium tetraurelia
Lineage: Eukaryota; Ciliophora; Oligohymenophorea; Peniculida; Parameciidae
Exons: 4
Biological process (GO): transmembrane transport
Cellular component (GO): membrane
Molecular function (GO): transmembrane transporter activity
Source: RefSeq, a predicted model, not a curated record
AUGUUUCAACGCAAAUCAGAAGUGGGAGAAGAGUAAGGAGAAACAGUCAUAGCACUUUACUCUUAAUAAACUAAUAUGAGUUACAUUCCUCCUGUUUAUUUAAAAAAUGGUCCUAACUAAAAUAGAUCAUGUACUAAUCUCUGCUGCUGCUUAUUAUUUUUACUGUCUAUUGGAGCUUUGGGAUAUUUUUAUUUCCUGACUUACAGCAGUCAACAUAUCGAGAGACUCUACACUCCUGUGGAUUCUGAGGGAAGAGAAUGUGGAUAAGGAAAUUUGAAUAAGUUUCCGUUGAUUUAUUUCGUAACUCCAGAAGAGAAAUAUCUUUAUAGAACAGUUUGUGUUGAAAAAUGUCCUAAAAAAGAAGAUAAACUAUUGUUAUGCGCUCCGAAUAAAUUAAUCAAUGACUGUCACAAUAAUCCAAGUCCAUCGGAUCCAGAGAAGCGAGUCUUGGUCUAUGAAUCUGAUUCCUACUCAGGCAACAUCUGUUUACCAACCGACGAUAAUUUAAAAAAUGCAGUGCAACCAGCAAUUUUAGUUGGCGAAAUUCAAUAAGCCCUGAUAAACACAAGAGCGAAUUUGCCAAUUAUUGCCCUAAGUGGAGGAGCUGCCUUUUUGUUGGCCUUCUUCUUCACCAUAAUGAUCGGAUUGUGCACUACCCUCAUAGUUUACGUCUUCAUAUUAGUCUAUAUCUCUUUGACUGGUUUUCUUAGUACAUACUUCUUGCUAUAUUUCUUGAGAUCUCCAUUAGAUUUAUUUCCUUAUUUCGACAAAUCGACUUAUGCAUGGAGUCCAUAUAUGUUAGCAGCAUCAAUAACAUUUGCAGUGCUAUGCGUAUAUGCAAUAUUCACAUUGUGUUGGAACUUAAGGAAGAUGAAGUUCAUGAUAUCUCUUGUAAAAUUGGCAACCACAUUCUUGUACUAAAACAAAACAAUCAUCAUUGUGCCUAUAGUGUUCUUCUUCUUAGUAAUGUCUACUCUAUUGGUAUGGAUAGCAAGUGCAUUGGCAGUACUUUCCGAACAAUAAAUGGAUUACUCAUUAGAUUCAUAAAUUUAUCCGUUUGAAAAGAUUCAACUCAAAUUUGAUACUUUAAUUAAAUUGAUGAUUACUGUACUAGCUUUAAUUUGGUUAAUGCAAUAUAUCCUAUCCUUGGCCAGAUUCCUAAAUGCUUCAACGGCCACACUCUGGUACUUCCAUGCAUCUUCCAACAAAGGGUUUUUAUAUGAUAGUUUCAAAUUGGCUGUGCGAUACCAUAAUGGAAGUAUCACAGCCGAAGCAAUUUACAGUUUCUUUUUCAGUGGCAUAGCAAAAGCAUUCAAUUUGAUAUAUGAUUCACUUAACCGAUGCAGAUUGAAGAGACACAAUUUUAUUUUGAAUUGUUUUGCAUCGAUUUCUUUGUGUUUAUGCUGUGUUUGUGAGAAUUUCAUUAUGUACAUCAACAAUUAUGCUUUUGUGUACAUCGUGAUGACAUCAGCAGAUUACUUUGAAUCAAGCAAAGCUGUUCAUUUUGUAAUCAAAAGAAACCACUCAGAUUUUGAAACUCUUUCAGGAUUGGGAGAGCAAUUCACUCAUUUCAGCAAAAUGUUCAUAUUUCUAAUAACCACAAUUGGAACAUUCAUUUAUGUCAAGGAGUAGACCGAUUUUGUACUUCAAUUGUACACUUUUGCAAUUAUUGCAUUUAUUACAUUGUCAAUAGCCACUCUAUUUAUGGAUAUGUUUGGACAGAGUGCAGAUGCCUUACUGCUUGCCUACUUUACUGAUUGUGAAGUGUAGAAGUAUCAUUUCGGACUUGAUGAGUGCGGCUCUUGUCCUCAAGAAAUAAGGGAUCAAGUUUAAAACAUAAGGGAAAAAUAAAAGAUUUACUAUGGUUGAAUAGAUAUAAUUUAGAAUCUAAUUUUAAUUAAUAUAUCAAAUAUCAUGUAUCA